Molecule: messenger RNA, 1638 nt
Organism: Habropoda laboriosa
Lineage: Eukaryota; Metazoa; Arthropoda; Insecta; Hymenoptera; Apidae
Gene: dmrt99B
Product: doublesex- and mab-3-related transcription factor A2
Exons: 6
Coding region: 1-1638 (545 amino acids)
Biological process (GO): sex differentiation; regulation of transcription by RNA polymerase II
Cellular component (GO): nucleus
Molecular function (GO): RNA polymerase II cis-regulatory region sequence-specific DNA binding; DNA-binding transcription factor activity, RNA polymerase II-specific; protein binding
Source: RefSeq, a predicted model, not a curated record
AUGUCGUUGCCGCGGGGUGUCGGUCUUGGUGUCGAUGUUGGCCAAUUGAUGCAACACCAACAACAACAGCAGCAACAUCACGUGUUACCAGCCGCGUUCUUCCUUCGUGCCAGUGCCGAGAGAUACCAAAGGACACCGAAGUGCGCGAGAUGCCGCAAUCACGGCGUUGUAUCUGCCUUGAAGGGCCACAAACGGUACUGCCGUUGGCGGGACUGCGUGUGUGCGAAAUGUACACUGAUUGCCGAGAGGCAACGAGUCAUGGCUGCCCAGGUCGCGUUACGGAGGCAGCAAGCUCAGGAGGAGAGCGAAGCUCGCGAGUUAGGCCUGCAAUUGCAGUACAAUGCAGGCAGCUGCACCACCGCCCCCGUGUUGCCUGGUGCAGCGAGUGCUACCACGCCAGCUGGUAGUCCGCCCCCGCACCCGGCCCAUGUAGCCAGUCCAGCAGGACUGGCAAUUCCAGCGGCGGCGGCGGCCGCGGCCGCGGCCGCUGCAGCACACAUCCAGACGCAACUCCAACAUCAGCAGCCUGAUUGCGGCCUCCUGCAGCGGAAGAGGCUGCCGCAGGACGAAUACCGACAGCCGAAGAUCGAGAAACAGGAGUCGAUCGGUGGAAUUGCAGGCACAAAGAGGUCGAGAAUCUCUGAGAGCACUACGGGAACAAUGCUUUCCACGAGCGACACCGGUAACGAAGACGACCGUGACUCCGACUCCGGCGGAGAACUUCUUGCUGACCGUCCAUUGGCAGCUCCAACGUCGAUCGGAAUGACGGAGAACGAGGCAACGAGGAAACGGUCCAGCAGCCUGAACGACUCCGAGGAAGGAAGUCCGGAACCAGGUUCGCAAAGUCCGACGCAUACGCCACCGUUAACGCCGGCAUUGACUCCUCAAAGGGAGGACACGCCGGCGCCAGAGAAUCUCAGCCUACGUAAAACCGGAAGUCCUCAGCAAGCCCAGCAGCAAACCCUUCAACCUGUAGACUUGGUGCAGCCUAGGCCGAGCCCUCCGCUACCCUCGCUGGCAGCUGCGGCGACGGCGGUGCACUUUCCCCCGUACGCGCCUCUUUACGGUCCAGCAGCGAGUUCGCUCUACUGUUCACCGGCGUUGUACCAACACCAACAUCACCAUCACAUGCCGGAACCGCGGGAGAUUCAAAUGCAGAUGCAGAUGCAGAACAUCCAACAGAGCUGCGGGCUUCAGUUGCAGCAGCAACACCAGCAGCAACAGCAACAGCAGCAACGAUCCCCCGUGGACGUUCUGCUUCGAGUGUUUCCGGGAAGGCGUCGCGCGGACGUCGAGGCUCUGCUGCACCGGUGCAAAGGCGACGUGGUGUCCGCGAUGGAGGUGUUGGUCUGCGAGGACAGUCUCCAACCGAAGUCAGCGUUCUCACCUUUGGCUGGCGCGCUGGCGUCGGCCGCCGCCGCAUCCGCCUCUGUGUCCGCCGCGUACGCGAGUCGCGCCGCGUACUGCACCACUCCCAUCCCCUCGACCAGACACAGGUUCCUCGCUGCGCCUUACGCCGGCACCGGUUACCUGCCCACGGUGAUCAAGCCGCCCAAUCAGAACCUGCACACGAACGGCGACGCCUAUCGGGAAACCAGUCCCGACGACGCCAGCGACAAGACCAGCUACUCCGAGUGA